This is a messenger RNA of Tripterygium wilfordii, 948 nucleotides long. Its product is annotated as transcriptional regulator ATRX homolog. The transcript has 2 exons. Bases 1 to 948 code for a protein of 315 amino acids. Lineage: Eukaryota; Viridiplantae; Streptophyta; Magnoliopsida; Celastrales; Celastraceae. The record is from RefSeq and is a predicted model, not a curated record.
AUGUUAACUGGACCAAAGGAAGGUCAUGCGCCGAUCGAACUUCCCGUCUUGGCAGAACUACUUAUCUACAAUUUAGGUAGCUCGGUAUUGACCGACGAACCUAUCCCAUGUCCAAUCCUCGAUCGUUUGCCUUAUCCGACCGAGGUGGUUCGUCCCACCAGACCGAGUUUGGUGCCGUCUAUGGGAAGGAAAGUAAACUUCCCAAAAGAUACUCACAGAGGUCGGACUAAGAAAAAACAGCGCUACAUUAGAAGAAGGAAUGUCUCCUCAGAGAAGAAAGACCUCCUCAGAGGAAGGAAUACCUCCUCUGAAGAAAGAAUACCUCCUCAGAAAAGACAAAAAGGUAUCUUCAAGGAAGGAAGACCUCGUCAAAAGAUGGAAGGUCUCCUCAGAAGUAGGAAGACCUCCUCAGAAGAGAAUGAAGAUCUCCUCAGAAGAAGAAAGACCUCAUCAGAAGAGAAGGAAGGACUCCUCGAAAGAAGGAAGACCUCAUCAAAAGAGAAGGAAGAAAUUUUCAAAGACGGAAGACCUCAUCAGAAAAGAAUGAAGGUCUCCUCAAAGAAGGAAGACAACCUCAGAAGAAGGAAGGUCUCCUCAGAAGAAAGAAGGCCACCUCAGAGAAGAAUGAAGGUCUCCUUGAAAGAAGGAAGACCUCUUUAUAAAAGAAGGAAAAUCUCCUCAGAAGAAGGAAUAACUCCUAAAAGAAGGAAGACCUCCUCAGAAAAGAAGAAAGAUCUCCUCAGAAGAAGGAAGGUCUCCUUAGAAGAAGGAAGACCUCCUCAGAAAAGAAUGAAGGUCUCCUCGGAAGAAGGAAGACCUCCUCAGAAAAUAAGGAAGGUAUCCUCAAAGAAGGAAGAUCUCCUCAUAAGAAGAAAGGUCUCCUUAGAAGAAGGAAAACCUCCUCAAAAAAGAAUGAAGGUCUCCUCGGAAGAAGGAAUACCUCAUUAG